UCUUGAAGCAAGAUCAGUCUCUCGUGAAAGACCGAGGAGAUCACGUGCGGGAGAAGAAUAGCUGAAUAUACUUUUUCUUUUCCGUUGUAAUUUCCGAAUACAAAUCUCUUCCGUGUGGAUGUUAAUCGGUAGAAUUACGUGUGUAAUUACGAGAGAAAUGUUGCGUUUUGUUUGGAUUAUGUUUUGUUUAUUUCACAUCUGUAUAAUAGGAACGCAUGCCACGACGAAUCGCGCCUUCCAAAGCUAUCCCACGACGAUAAAUACCUACGAGAAUGACACAGUUUUGCUGCCCUGCUACGUGGAAGAUCAGGGCGCGCCACCCAGGAUAAGAUGGUGGCGAGAGAACAGCUUUGUGGCCGAUAGCCUCGAAGAGAAUCGCACGUCGUCCGAAAGGAUCACCUUGUUCAAGAACGGUAGCCUGCAGGUGAUGCACGUGCAACGGGAGGAUAGCGGCCAGUAUGUGUGCCAGGCGAUCCGGCCGUCUCCCUGGGGACACGUUACGCAAGUACACGAGAUCGAAGUAAUGUAUCCACCGAGCGUGGAGACUAUACCUGCGUCCGGCGAGCUGGAGGUUAAUCUGGGAGAGAGGGUGUACAUGCAAUGCGUGGCGAAGGGUGUACCGGCCCCUAUCAUAACUUGGAGGACGAAGGACGAAGAAAUCCCAUUAGUGGAUGUCAGACCGCAAUUGAGUUUUCAAGCUGAAAAUCGGAAUCUUUCCGGCAGGUAUACCUGCGUCGCCACUAAUGAUGUCGGUGAUCCCGCCAUGGCGCAUAUAGAUCUACGUAUUAGGUACAAGCCGGAGAUCUACGUAAGGAAAUCCUGGAUGCACGCAUAUCCGGGAAUACGAGUACAGCUGGAUUGCACGGUGACCGCCUGGCCUGAAGCAAAGGUUGAAUGGUAUUUCAAAAACGAAACAGUAAAGUACACAUCGCGAAUAGUAAAACAUAACGAUGGGAACGAUCACAAUAUAUUGAUAAGAAAUGUAAAGAUAAGCGAUUACGGUUUAUAUCUCUGCAGAGCAUCAAAUUCUCUGGGAAUCACCGAAAAGAUCGUCGAACUAUCGGAGAUCGCGAAUCCAGCGAUCUUCAAGAAAGAAUCGCGCUGCACAUCCAGCACAUCUUAUAAUUUUAUCUGGGAGGUCGACAGUUACAGUUCCAUCAUCGAAUAUCAGUUUUGGUUUCGUAAAUACAAGAAGGAUAGUGGCGGCGAGUGGCACAAAUUGUAUAUACCCGGUAACAGCGACGCUGUCAGCUCGGUGCAUGUUCGUUCCUUCAAUCUGACAGGCCUGGACGUAGCGACCCAUUACGAGGCAGUCGUUUUGUCCAGAAAUCGUUACGGAUGGAGCCAUCCCUCAGAGAUACUGCGCUUCCACACCGAAGGAGCUUCCAUCGAUUCCAGCGAAAAUUUCGCUGAGACUGAUGGCGAUCUGGAGCAGAACAGGAUAGCAGGCAUACCGUUCGUAUCGAUGUCGCAGCAUUAUCCUUUGGCAGCGGAUGCAAAUGGAUCAAUGUAUCAUCGAGUGAAAACAUUAUCGUUGAUGUUAAGUAUGAUAUGUACUUUAAUCACAAUAUUCGACAGCAGAUUUUAAAUAUUUGUACAAAAUGCGAAAAAAUAUAUAUGAAACGGACUGCUGUAAUUUAUGUGAUUAUAUUUGUUAAAAUUGCCAUUGUCAAUCGCACAUCGAUUAAUCAUUUUCAUUAACAAAAAUAUUGCUCUUCAUAAGCAUUUAUGAUUUUGCACUUUCAAAGAUGAUAUAUAUGUAAAAAUAUUCAACACAUACAUUUUUUUAUCUCUUUUUUUAUUUUACCUUGAAAAGUUUAAUCGCGAUUAAUUUGAGAUUAAAGCAAUUCGCACAAAUUAAACAUUUAGUAACAGGAUUUUAAAUUUUAAGUAACAUUUGCAAAUAUAGUGUGUCAGUAAAUUCUAUGUCACAUAUUUCAGAAAGGAAUUUGUUUUUACCAUUUGAAGAACAAGUCGUACCGUCAGUCGAAUAGUUAGAAGAACUUUACCUUGUGCAGAAUCUGCUCUAAUAAAUCAAUAUCAAUUCUGUCCGGUUAACGUUAUAAAAAGAUUGAAAUCUACAUUAAUUUUUUUCAAAGUUUAUUUAUCACAUUUUUCCAGUUUGUUUCGGUUUUGUGCGGAAAUAUAUUGGAAAUGUCAUGGGUUUUACUAACAGGACAUAGCGAGGAGUCAUAAUGAAAUGAAUUUAAUUUAAAUGUUAUACAGUCUGUGAGAAAAAAAGUAUAAUAAUUUCAUUCUUACUGCUUGACUGGUUGUAAAUUGUUUUGUAUUCUUGUACAAUUAUCUUAUAAUUAUAAUAAUAAUAGUAUAUAAUAUUAAUAUUAUAUCAGACAGAUUCACACAACGUCCGCGGUAUGAAAGGGGAUAAUUCCCUUGUUUAUCCUUCUUUUCUCAUUCCUGUUCAUUUUUUUUUGC
Molecule: messenger RNA, 2436 nt
Organism: Nylanderia fulva
Lineage: Eukaryota; Metazoa; Arthropoda; Insecta; Hymenoptera; Formicidae
Product: limbic system-associated membrane protein
Biological process (GO): homophilic cell-cell adhesion; synapse organization
Cellular component (GO): axon; neuronal cell body; plasma membrane
Molecular function (GO): axon guidance receptor activity; protein binding
Source: RefSeq, a predicted model, not a curated record